Messenger RNA from Erigeron canadensis, 3157 nucleotides. RefSeq names its product gamma-tubulin complex component 3-like. Gene Ontology annotation, cellular component: centrosome; gamma-tubulin small complex; equatorial microtubule organizing center. Gene Ontology annotation, biological process: meiotic cell cycle; mitotic cell cycle; spindle assembly. The transcript has 4 exons. The record is from RefSeq and is a predicted model, not a curated record. NCBI's taxonomy places the organism in Eukaryota, Viridiplantae, Streptophyta, Magnoliopsida, Asterales, Asteraceae. Gene Ontology annotation, molecular function: gamma-tubulin binding; microtubule minus-end binding. Bases 65 to 2515 code for a protein of 816 amino acids.
UUAAAAAAAAACCCCUCCAAUUCUCAUCGCACUUUACUCAUUUCCUUCACCAUUUCUUCAUCAAAUGGAAAACACCACCACCCAAAUCAAAGAUCUAAUCAACCAACUAGUCCACCAUCUUCAAACCAACCCAAAUCCUGACCCUGACCCAAACCCUGACCCAAAAGAUGUCAAAUACGCUCUUCGAAUCCUAUCAAGCAAAAUGAACCCACCAAUCCUACCCAACGAAGCCACAUUAUCAAAUUCCAUCAAAACCCAGUUGGCUAAACAAGGUAAACUCUCUGAUGCUUUAACUUUUAUUGAUCUUUAUUCGAAAUUCGUGUCGAAAACGGGCCCAGGUAGUGUUACCCACAAAAAAUCUUUACUUUAUUUGCUUAAAACUAUCUCAGAAGAUAAAAAUAGUAACCCAAAUGUAGCUACAUUGGUUAAUAAUCAUACUUUAAGUAGUUCGGAUAACGGGCUAGUUGGAAACGGGCUAAUUGGUAGUAAGUUUAGGAAUGGUGGGGUUUUGGGUAUAUCGAGAGGGUGGGGCGAUAAUGCGAGUGAAAUUGCGGUGAGAGAGUUUGAGAGGUUAAGGAAGGAAGAGGGUUCAGUUUUAGAAGAGGGUUUAGUUAACGACGUUUUGGAUGUUUGUCGAGGGGUUGAGGGGAAGUAUGUGAAGUUUGAUGAAAAUGUUGAUGGGUUUGUUGUACUAGAUUGUUUUAAGGUUGGUAAAAGUACUAGGAUUAUGGUUCGGAAGUUGUGUGAGUUAGGGUGGUUGUUUAGAAAGGUGAAUGGGUAUAUUGGUGAUGAUAAGGUUGGGACGGUUAGGAAAGCGUUUUGUGGUGCGUUGGAAGACGAGAUUGUUGAGUAUCGGAAGUUGAUGAGUGUGCUUAAGUUGGAAGCAAUGAAUCCGAAGGGGUGUCUUAGUUUGAGGAGAUUGGUGAUGUGGUUUGUUGAACCGACGGUUAGGAUGAGGAGAAUGGCGGUUCUUGUGGACAGUUGUGAGGAUCUUAAAGGUGGAGCGAUGGCUGGUGAGAUUCAUUUGCAUGCUCAACAUGGUGACCCGUUGCUUCAUGAGUUUAUGAAACGGUUACUUCAAAAAGUGUCAUCGCCUCUUUUUGAAAUGGUUAGGAGUUGGGUUUUGGAAGGGGAGUUACAAGAUUUGUAUUCAGAGUUUUUUGUUUCAGAAGAGUCGGUUAAAGUUGAGAGUUUAUGGAGGGAGGGUUAUCGAAUUAACGAGCUUAUGCUUCCGUCUUUUAUAUCUAAGUCUCUUGCUAAUCGUAUACUAAGAACUGGGAAGUCCAUUAAUUUUCUCAGAGUUUGUUGUGAGGAUCGUAGUUGGGCUGAUUUAGCAACGGAAGCCGCUGCCUUGGUUGGAGUUACUCCGAGAAGAGGGGGCCUUGGAUAUGGUGAGACUAAUGAACUCGAGUCUUUAGUAGCUGAAGCAGCUAAGAGAAUAGAUAAACAUUUGUUGCAUGUUAUUUUUAAUCAAUAUAAGUUUAAAGAGCACUGUUUAGCUAUUAAACGCUAUAUACUGUUAGGGCAAGGCGAUUUUGUUCAAUACUUAAUGGAUAUUAUCGAGCCAGAGCUUUCUGAGCCUGCUGAAACUAUCAGCUUAAUUCAUUAUAAGGGGUUAUUGGAGAAGGCCAUUCAGUCAUCGAGUGCACAAUACCAUGAUCAUGACAAUUUAGAUAGAUUGACGGUUAAGCUAAUGCCACAUAAGGCUGGAGACAGGGGGUGGGAUGUGUUUUCUUUGUAUUAUGAUGUGAGAGUUCCUCUAAACACUGCAUUUACAGAAUCCGUGAUGAGUGAUUACUUGAGAAUCUUUAAUUUUUUGUGGAAGAUUAAAAGGGUAGAACAUGCGGUUCGCGGUGCUUGGAAGGCCAUGAAGCCGAAUUCGACUACUUGUGAUUUUAUAAAUAAGUUGCCAAAGGCUGUGAGGUCUCAGAUAACUUCGACAUUGAAAAAUUGGCAAGUUCUAUGGGCUGAAAUGAACCAUUUUCUUUCAAAUCUGCAGUCAUAUAUAAUGCUUGAAGUUUUGGAGGUUACUUGGGAUAAAUUUUGUAAUGAGAUGGAAGCAGCUAAAGAUCUCGAUGAUCUAAUUGCUGCUCAUGAUAGAUACCUUGCUACAAUUGUUGAGAAAUCGCUACUUGGAGAAAGAUCUGAAGUUCUUUACAGGACUCUUUUGAUGUUGUUUGAUGUCAUAUUGCGGUUUUGCAGUGUUACUGAUCGACUUUAUGAAGGCAUUUCUGAGUUUGAAAAAAGGAAUACUAAAAAUCAGACUAAAGCAGUUAAUAAGUCUAAGAGCAAAGGCUCAGAAGCAGAUUCAUGGCUUACUGAAGGAAGAAAAGCUGUAACACAACGUGCUGGUGAACUCUUUAGUAAUAUGGGACAAGAUUUGGAUGCGGUUUCCAAGGAAUACUCAUCUAUUUUAAAGGGCUUCAUUUGUCGAUUGCCUAUGCAGCAACACACUGACAUGAAAUUCCUUGUGUUUCGGCUAGACUUUUCUGAAUUUUAUAAAUUGGCAGCCUAGUUCUGAUGGUGAAGUACUGAAGUUAGCAUUCAAGUUGAAGUAAUCUAACUAUUGUAGAAUGUUUAGAAUGGGGAACACACAGUGGCUUUUGAAAUUCAGAUAAUGCUAUUGGCUCAUGAGGUGAUCGACCCUGCAACGAUAAUUCGAGAUUCCAGCGGAAGCAGGAACUAUUACUUCAGUUUCCUAAGCAUGAGGUAGAAGGCAUGGUUAUAUUGCUUCAAAAAUGGAAAAUUUUGAUAUGGGUAAAAGGUGUCAUCUUUGCAAGUCCAUCAUUGAGAAUCCCGUGGGAAGACCAGAUUUCGUUAGCUGGGUGGUUGCAGCAUCUGGUUUCUAUGGUUCUUUUUGGAUGUUUUUUAUGAGGAUUGCAUGGCUUCCAAGUUCCUUUUCAGUAGAAGCUUAUAGUAACAGAGAUCUUAAAAUAUGAUUGGUUGCUAGAUUAUAAUUAGGGACAUGAAAUAUUGGAACUUUGGCACUAUCAACCAUUUUGUGCCAUACUGGAUUUUCGACCCCUGAUUAAAUUUUGGAUAUUAUGACAUAAUGCAAUGGUUUGUUUUUGUCCUUUUUAACUGGCAAUCACUAGAAACAUGUAUGAACUGCUUGUUGCUGCUUUAAUCUUUAUAUAAGGGUACUAUGAUUUUUUCU